Molecule: messenger RNA, 1209 nt
Organism: Oryza brachyantha (malo sina)
Lineage: Eukaryota; Viridiplantae; Streptophyta; Magnoliopsida; Poales; Poaceae
Product: BTB/POZ and MATH domain-containing protein 1-like
Exons: 1
Coding region: 1-1209 (402 amino acids)
Biological process (GO): protein ubiquitination
Molecular function (GO): protein binding
Source: RefSeq, a predicted model, not a curated record
AUGGGUCAGUGCGCCACGUCCCCCGCGCGCUCUGCUGCCGCCGACGGCAGCGGCGACGCAGGCGAGCCGACGGCCACCGCGCCGCCACCGCCACCGCCGUCGUCGUCGUGGUCCGGCUCCACCAUUUCCGCCAAGACGACCAGCGGGUACCACGUCGUCAAGAUCGAUGGCUACUCGCGCAGCAAGGGCGUGUUCCGCAACGGGGAGGUGAUCAGGUCUCGCGCCUUCACCGUCGGCGGGCACCGGUGGCGCGUCGAGUACUACCCGAACGGCAACACGCCGGGCUGCGCGGACUAUAUAUCCGUCUUCCUCCAUCUCGACGAGGAGGCGCCGGCCGUGGGCGUGCACGCGCAGCACCGGUUUCGGUUCUUCAACGAGACGGAUGCGGCGGCGGCGCCGUCGCCGCCGCCGUCGCUGGCCGCCGUCGAGGUGAACAGAUUUCGUAGCUACGCUAGCUGGGGGCGAGCCAAGUUCAUCAGGAAGGAAGAGCUCGAGAGAUCGAAGCAUCUGAAGAACGAUUCUUUCACGAUCCGGUGCGACGUCGUCGUCACCGGCGAGUUCGUUGCGAAGGACAUGCCUGAGGCGGCGACGGCGACGACCCUCCGUAACGGGGGCUUCGUCACCGUGCCACCAUCUGAUCUUCACCGUCACAUCGGGGAUCUCCUCCGCACCGGGCAUGGCGCCGACGUGAUGAUCAAGGUCGGCGGCAAGACCUUCGCCGCUCACCGGUGCGUGCUCGCGGCCCGUUCACCGGCGCUCGGGGUGGAGCUAUUUGGCUCAACGAACAAGAAGAAGAAGAAGAAGGAGCGCCGCGGGAAGGCCGUCAUCCGCAUCGACGGCAUGGAGGCGCGGGUGUUCGAGGCGCUGCUGCGCUUCCUCUACGCCGACUCGCUGCCGGAGAUGGAGAAGAACCACGAAGCCUCCAUGUGCUGGAACCUGCUCGUCGCAGCGGACAGGUACAGCAUGGCGAGGCUCAAGGCCGUCUGCGAGGAGAAGCUGUGCGAUCACGUCGACGCCGGCACGGCGGUGCCCAUGCUGGCGCUGGCCGAGCAGCUCCCCUGCGACGGGCUCAAGAAGGCUUGCUUCGGUUUCCUCCGCGAACCAGAAAACCUCAAGGUAGCCAUGGCCGGCGAAGGCUUUGAGCAUCUGAGCAGGAGCUUCCCUUCUCUCGUGAGAGAGCUGGUUGCCAUGAACCUAGCUGCUCGGUGA